AUGGUCAAUCCUGAGUUUCUACCAAAAACCAAAGCACCACCGGGCCACCUCCGAGCACCGUGGGACGGCAUCGCGGCGUGCUUCGGCGUCUCAUUCAGCGUCCGGCAGACGGUGCGCAAGAGUCGCGCGAUGAAGGUGCUCCGUCACGCGCUGACGGCGGCGUUGCUGCUGGGCAGCGCUCGCGCGUCCAACGAGACCUCCACCGACGCCUGCGAGCCCUUCCUCUGGGGCUCGCUGCUGGAAGACUGGGCCACCGCGCCGGGCUCAACCGGGAGGCAGGGUCGGGUAAUGUCUCUGCCGCCAACCAAGGGUUACUACGUGUCGGAGCGCAUGGACCUGAUGCCGCCGCCGCCGCCCGCCCUCCAGCAGGGCCCGGCCUACGCGCCCUACGACGAGUGGCAGGCCGCGCCGCCCGCCCCGGGGCCCGAUGGCAAAAUCGUCAACAGGCCCCCCAACCCCUAUAAGGACAAGUUCAAGCCCAGCUAUCCGCCGCCGUCUCAAAACCUGCCCAUACCUCUGCAGCAGCCUCAGCCACCGCACCAGCAGCAGCUAUACCAGCAGCCGCCGCAUCAACAGCAGCAUCACCAGCAGCCAUCAUACCAGCAGCAACAACACCAGCAGUCGCCACAUCAGCAGCCACCACACCAGCAGUCGCCGCAUCAGCAGCCACCAUACCAGCAGCCGCCACACCAACAGUCGUUACACCAGCAGUCGCAAUACCAGCAGCAGCAUCAGCAGCGGCCGGCCGCGGACCGCGUGGACGCGCCAGCGACGCCGCCCAAGCAGGUGUCGGAGACGGACCUGUACCUGCUGACGGCCAUCGAGAAGCUGGUGUACCGCGUGGACCUCAUGGAGAAGCGCCUGCGCAAGCUCGAGGACGCCGUGCACUACCUCGUCGUCGGCAAGGACACUAAGCCAGAGCCGUGCUCGGCUAACUUCACGCGCGUGGGCGCGGGCUGCUACCAUUUCUCGGGCGAGGCGGGCGACUGGAAGGCGGCCAGCCUGCGCUGCCGCAAGCUGCGCGCGCACCUGCUCGAGCUCGACUCGGCCGACGAGAAGCGCGCCGUGCUCUUCUCGCUGCUCGCCAACAAGAAGCUCAAAGGCACGGACUGGUGGACGGGCGGGCUGAACCCGGGCCUGCUGUGGAUCUGGUCGCACUCGGCGCGGCCCGUCGCGCACAACGCCACCGCCGGCAACGCCACCAUCGUGGGCGAGGGCCGCUGCCUGGCGCUGGUGCACGAUCCUGCCCUGGCCACGUAUGCGUACCGCGGCCAGGACUGCUCGCUGCGGCACCACUUCGUGUGCGAGCUGCCCGAGGACAAGGCCAGGCUCAGCAACGAGAUCGAGCGCGUCUCGCGGGAGCUGCGCGCCGUGGGCGGCGGCGCCCGGCAGGCGAAGGUCGCGUGGGCCGAGCGCCUGGCUAGUUUAUAGAGGUAAGAGUUCAGUCUUGAGUAAAUAGCAUCGACUCUGACGUCUAUUUUGUCUAGCUGUAGUUCGUCUAAAGCCUAGUCCGUGAGCACGUAGUUUUGUCCAAUGACCCCAAGCUACCCAUCCUUAUCGCUCGCGCGUAAUAUAUUGCUGUCGCGACUGUGCGACGGGCGCCCGCAGUGAGUGUGCGAGCGUGACAGCAACAUAAUUACGCGCGAGCGAUAAGGAUGGGUAGCUUGGGGUCAUUGGACAAAAUUCUAGGUGCUCACGGACCACGCUUUAUUUUUGUCUCGAUAUUGUCGGACCUGUGGAUUUUCAUUGGCGAUGUUCUAUAUUAAUAUUUUAGAUGUUGUGUAGCCUGACCUUGAUAAAGUAUUUAUUUAAUUUAUG
Molecule: messenger RNA, 1818 nt
Organism: Ostrinia nubilalis (European corn borer)
Lineage: Eukaryota; Metazoa; Arthropoda; Insecta; Lepidoptera; Crambidae
Exons: 7
Coding region: 1-1431 (476 amino acids)
Source: RefSeq, a predicted model, not a curated record